AUGAACUACGAGAUGGCAAUCACAGCGGAGCAAGAAUUAUACGAUAAGGUCAACGAGCAAAUGGAAUUAACUAAGACGAUCAACGAUCUGGAGGAUAUGAAGACAGAGAUAAGUGAACAAUUAAGACUAGUACACGUGGCCUUAAAUAAAUUGUAUGGAGGCAAUGCCAAUACCAAGCAGCCAUCAACAACAAAGGAAAAAUCCAACUACACGGAACCGUGAGUUAAGUUGCCACAGAUCCAAUUGCCCAUAUUUAAAGGAGAUGAAUCUAUGCGGACGGCAUUCUGGGACACCUUCAGGUCCUUAAUACAUGACAAUCAGACCCUCUCCAAUAUAUUUAUCAAAGUUCCAAUAUCUAUUGUCAGGUUUACAAGGCGAUGCAAAAAAGGCGGUGGAUGGGUACACGGUCACAGCUGAGAAUUAUGACCUCGCAUUACAUACGUUGCAAGUUCGGGUUGGCCAAUCUACCCGCAUCAGACAGUCUCUGAUAGAUCGGUUGCAUAAAUUGAGGCCACAAUCUAAUUCACCACCGAAUCUAAAGUCAUAUGUGCUGGAAGUUGAUGCGUUACGACAACAGUUGAACAAACAAGACGUCCUCCGUAACUUCCCCUUGAGUACUUCGAAUAUAUUUUAUGCCAAAAUUUGCCGGCAAAGAUCACCGAAAAAUUACAGGACUCCAAACGAUUGGCAGAUAUUAAUUCUAUUGACUUUGUUUGACUGUUAUUGGACAUAAUAGAAGAUAAAAAAGUAAAUUGCUUUCUACAUCCAAUUAAAAUCUUUGGAAACUUUGGAUCAGAGAAGGCCACAACUGCUAUGGUAGACAUGUCAACCUGCUCUUACGGUGAUGGAAAAUGUAGGACAAAACCAAACGAACUCAUAAGAUAUGGCUUAUAAAAUGGAGGUCCCGGCGGGAGCAGUGAGCCAAUACAAGUCAGCUUCAGGACCCAUCCGUUCAACUUUGGGCCCCUUAUUGGCACUGGCAAAACAAGCUAUAACCCACGUAAAACACCAAGAACCGUAAGUGGCGCAAAAACAACAAUCAUUGUAAUGUUUUGAAGGAUUCAGCACACACGAAUAACGCAACAAACAUCACGAUACGUAACAUAACUCGCGGCUAUUAUAAUUAGUACAUAGAUUUCGUGAUAUUUAUCAUUUUGCUUCAUUAACCCAAGCUAGACUUUGAGGAAUAAAUACUAUCAAUUGGUACAAUUUGGUAACAAAGGCAUGGUCAAGCCUCGUGGCCAAAAAAUUUGAAUUUACCCGGAACUCUCCUUAAAUUUCCGAUCAUUGCUAUACAGCGUAAGUUAGCUUUCACGUUUUCCAAACACCUGUAUACUACGUAAGUUAGCUUUCUUUUUCUCAAUCAACUGCAUUAUAAAUUUCCUGUCGCUGUGUAAUAAUCGGAAAGGAUUGCGAAAGGAAUUUGAGAAGAAGAAGACAUGAGAAAUCCAACAAAUCUUCCUUCUUGACCAGGUAGAUAGCGAUCUAUUUCUGGUCUACCCGCCUCGCCAACCAAACCCAAACCCAGUAACGGACGUGAUAUUAAUCAACAUCUCAAGCGAAUGUCGACCAGACGUCGUGUCUAAUCUGACCUUACCAUACUUUGGGAUCGGCUCAUCCACCGAACUGCACAACAUCACAAUGGCGGUGCACCGUCCAACCAGAGAGCUCUACAGGAGCCUGCUCCUAAAGAAACCAAAGAGGAGACCAAUCCUUUAUCAAGGAAUGACCCUACAAGGAAUCAUGGACGACAAUAUGACAUCCUUCGGGAUCCAGGAGUUCAACGCAGAAUACUCUCCAACGGCAGGAACAUUGCUUAUGGAAUUUUAUGUCAAACCCAGGCGAGAAUUCGUUAGUAGUACAACGACUGUCCAGGACAUCGACAAUUUGCGACCAGUGAUGGUAUGGGCCUUCCUGCUCAAAAUAAUGGAGCUAGGAUUGGCAGAUCAAGACCACGGACUAAGAGCAGUCUUAAAUAAGUUCCAAAAAGUGGAUGAAGAAGGGAGGAAGAUUCACCUCAUACCGAGAAACAGUCGUAUUUUACGAUCAGUUUACAACGAUCAGUUUACAAUUAUCCGGUACAGCCGUCCGUGUGGAACUACCAGGCAUCGCCGACUUCGCCUUCCGACCAGGAACAACUGGAAUUAG
Molecule: messenger RNA, 2148 nt
Organism: Bursaphelenchus xylophilus (pine wood nematode)
Lineage: Eukaryota; Metazoa; Nematoda; Chromadorea; Rhabditida; Aphelenchoididae
Source: the annotation of a GenBank genome assembly